GCUGCAAGGACGGUAAAAGCCGAAGCCCAAACUGUAAACCCUGGUUCUAAACCAAUCGGUAAAAUUCCUCAAGGCUUAAAAAUGGCGACGGAAUCGUCUAUACGCGCGCUCACCGAGACACUUUGGUAUGCUUGAUUUUCCCGCCACAUGAUCAUACGCGAGGAGUUGGAACUCAGAAAGAGAAACGAAGAAGAAUUGGGAAAUUAGGGUUUCAGUUGUUUGUUUCUGUUGCUCUCAAGAGUCGAUAAUGUCAAACGCUGCUGAAGAUUUGUCCCAAUUCGAUGUCUCCGUGGAGGAAAAGGACAAGCUUGUUGCGGAAGUAAUCCGGUAUGUGCUAUUCAAAACCCAUCAAAACGCAGGGUGUCCAAUUAAGAGGGAAGAGCUCACUCAGAUCGUCACCAAAAACUAUCGAAAUCGGUUUCUUCCUAGCCUCAUCAUCAAUGAGGCUAUUCAGAAACUGUCCAGCAUUUUUGGAUACGAGAUGAGAGAGCUUCAACGUUCUCGUCCUUCUUCUACAACUCUGGGCCGCUCUUCCCAGCAUAUUGUGGCAGAUCCGAAAUCCUAUGUUCUCAUUAGUCAGCUUCCAGCUGAUGUGUAUAGAAAAUAUGUUGAUGAUGUAAAUACAGCUCAUACUACCGGUUUUACUUUUGUUGUUGUUGGUAUUGUACAUCUUGCUGGUGGCAAAGUCUCUGAAGAAAACCUUUGGCAUCAUUUGAGGCGGAUGGGAUUGGUUGAAACUGAUGAAAACCACCCAGUCCUUGGAAACAUCAAGCAGGCAUUGGAGGCACUUGUCCAGCAAAGAUAUUUGCAGAAAGACAAAGUAAGUGGACCUGAAGGCAAUACUACGUUUUAUGAGCUUGCUGAGAGGGCUUUGGAUGGACCUGUCAGUGAGAAGAUUAAAGAACAUAUAUCUCAGAUUGUUAACAAAGAUGUUACCUAUGUGGAUGCUGACUAGCGUGCAGUUUGCUAACUUCUAGCUAACUUAUUGAGAUGGCUGAUUUUGGAGUUUUUGCUCUAUGAUGUGUGAACUGGCAAAUAGUAAAUAUUAGAGCCUAUAGGAGGCGGAUUGCUUGAGGCACCGGCUGACAUGAGCCAGUCGUUGGCAACUAGCCCUAUUGUUCUAUACUUAUCGGCUGCUUUAGGAAUCUAAUUUGCUUGAAAUUUUUAUUAUAUAAUUUCCAUAAUUAGAUUUAUCAUAUAAACCAAACAA
Molecule: messenger RNA, 1210 nt
Organism: Ziziphus jujuba (common jujube)
Lineage: Eukaryota; Viridiplantae; Streptophyta; Magnoliopsida; Rosales; Rhamnaceae
Exons: 7
Coding region: 248-955 (235 amino acids)
Cellular component (GO): nucleus
Source: RefSeq, a predicted model, not a curated record